AUGGUAGCUUGGAGUGCGAUCUUGGUGAAAAAGACCCACCUCCAUCCUGUGAAAGACGAGGAGGAGACCCGAGGCCUUCUCAACGGCCGAGACAGUGGCGAGGGCUCUGAUGAUGGCGAUGGCCCUGCAGAAUAUGGCUCAAUCAAUCAACAGACGAGUGGUCACGAGGAAGAGGACGAAGAGGAUGACGACGAAGACGAAGACGAAAAAGAGAUCAAGCGACUGCAGAAGCAGCGGAUGGCCGAGCAGGGCGGGUGGGUAGGGUACCUGCGAGGCUUCGCUAUCUUUCUGCCAUAUAUCGUCCCUUACAGAGACCGCCACGCACAGCUCUGGGUCUUCAUCAUGCUCGUGUGCGUAUCACUGGAGCGGGUUCUCAUCGUGAUGAUUCCACAGCAGCUCAGUGCCGUCACGGACAGCCUCGCCGCCACCGCCGUCACGGGCCACGUACCCUGGGCCACCAUCAUCGCCUGGGGCCUCCUCCGGUUCCCAGGCAGCGGCAUGACACACAUGCUCAAGACCAUGGCGAAUACGCGCAUCUCGCAGUUCGCCUACUCGCAGCUCAAGUCGGCUUCAUUUGCCCACGUCAUGGGUCUGUCCAUGGACUACCACACGACCAAGAGCUCCGGGAAGCUUGUCAAGGCGAUUGAGCAGGGCACGGACUUGACGUCGAUCAUCGAGAACGCCUUUACCAUUGGGCCCAUGCUCAUCGACAUUGCCAUUGCGGCCGUCUACCUGACCACCCGGUUCGACUUUUACAUGGGCUACAUCCUGCUGACAACGUCUCUCCUACAUAUUUACUCCAACGUCAAGACCAUCUCACGCACCGUCCCUAUUGAGAGGAUCUCCAGCGAGCGGGCACGCGUCGAGAACGAGGUCCUCUACGACUCUGUCACCAACUGGCCCACUGUGGCCUACCACAACCGCCGCACAUUCGAGCAGGAGAGAUAUGCCCGCGUCGUUCGGUCCCACGUCACAGCAGAGCGUCGCUACUACGAUUGGAUCGACUACGGUGAGGCUCUCCGCGAGUUCGUGCUGGACACGGGACUGGUCCUCGCUGCAGCGCUGGCAGCCUAUCGCAUAUCGACGGGCGAUGCGCAGGUGAGCAGCUUCGUCUUCCUCGUGGUGUACUGGGCCGAGAUACGCGAGCCCAUGUCCCAGCUGGCGUGGACGUUCCGCGAGACGUCCGCGCACUUGAUCAAUGCCGAGUGGCUGUUUCAGCUGCUGCAGAACAAGCCAACAGUGCAGGACAAGCCUGACGCGCGAGAGCUCGUGGUGAAGGAGGGACGCGUCGAUUUUGACCGCGUCUCCUUCGCCUACGACCCCCAGCGCCCGAUCCUGCGCGACGUCUCGUUCACAGCCUUGCCGGGACAGUCGGUGGCCCUGGUGGGCGAGACGGGCGGUGGCAAAUCCACGGUCCUAAAGCUCCUGUACCGCUUCUACGACGUCCAAGGCGGCAGCAUCGCCAUUGACGGCCUUGACGUGCGCGAUGUGACGCUAGAUUCACUGCGUGACAACCUGGGCAUCGUCCCACAGGACCCGUCCGUCUUCGACCAGACUAUCAUGGACAAUGUCCGCUACGCCCACCCCCACGCCACGCCGGCCGACGUCGUAGCCGCGUGCAAGGCCGCCCAGAUUCACGACCAGAUCAUGUCCUUCCCCGACGCGUACGGCACGCGUCUCGGGGAGCGCGGCGUCCGACUGAGCGGCGGGGAGCUGCAGCGGGUGGCGAUCGCGCGGGUUCUCCUCCGCAGGCCACGCAUCGUGGUGCUGGACGAGGCCACGAGCGCGGUGGACUCGAGGACGGAGGCGAGCGUGCAGCAGGCGCUCAGGGCGCUGGGCGCUGGGCGGACAGUGUUCACGGUGGCGCACAGGCUGUCGACGGUCGUGGACGCGGAUCUGAUCCUGGUCAUGGACAAGGGGGCGGUGGUGGAAAGGGGGACGCAUGGGGAGCUGCUGGCCAUCGGGGGACGGUACACCAGGCUGUGGGAGAUGCAGACGGCGCACUCGCGGGUGGAAGAUGACUGA
This is a messenger RNA of Emericellopsis atlantica, 2025 nucleotides long. Its product is annotated as abc transporter. NCBI's taxonomy places the organism in Eukaryota, Fungi, Ascomycota, Sordariomycetes, Hypocreales, Bionectriaceae. The coding region runs from base 1 to 2025 and encodes 674 amino acids. Gene Ontology annotation, molecular function: ATP hydrolysis activity; ATP binding; ABC-type transporter activity. The transcript has a single exon. The record is from RefSeq and is a predicted model, not a curated record. Gene Ontology annotation, cellular component: membrane. Gene Ontology annotation, biological process: transmembrane transport.